Molecule: messenger RNA, 1030 nt
Organism: Gracilinanus agilis (Agile Gracile Mouse Opossum)
Lineage: Eukaryota; Metazoa; Chordata; Mammalia; Didelphimorphia; Didelphidae
Gene: METTL23
Product: methyltransferase like 23
Exons: 5
Coding region: 18-731 (237 amino acids)
Cellular component (GO): nucleus; cytoplasm
Source: RefSeq, a predicted model, not a curated record
CUCUGAGUGCCUCAGAUAUGGCUCAUCAAGAGGCUACAUCCAUGGAAGAACCUGUGGUUCGGACCCAGCGGUUCCGGUUUUCUGAGGAGCCAGAACCAGGAGGGAAAAGGGCGGUGCUGGAGGUUCACAUUCCCCAGGUUCUGCAUUUCCAAUAUGGCAUGUACAUUUGGCCUUGUGCUGUGGUAUUGGCUCAAUACCUAUGGUAUUAUAGAAGAAAUCUGACUGGCAAAACUGUAUUAGAGAUUGGAGCAGGGGUGAGUCUUCCUGGGAUAGUAGCAGCAAAAUGUGGUGCUAUGGUAAUACUGUCUGAUAGCUCAGAGUUACCUCAUUGUCUGGAAAAUUGUCUGCAAAGCUGCCAAAUGAAUGAUCUACCCAAUAUACCUAUUACUGGACUCACCUGGGGCCAGAUUUCACCAGAGUUAUUGGCUCUACCUCCCUUGGACAUCAUUCUGGCCUCUGAUGUAUUUUUUGAACCAGAAGAUUUUGAAGAUAUUUUAACUACAGUGUACUACCUAGUACAAAGGAACCCUCACGCUCAGGUGUGGACUACUUACCAAGUUAGAAGUGCUGAGUGUUCACUUGAAGCUUUGCUCUACAAGUGGGAGCUGCAAUGCAUCCAUAUUCCUCUGGAGUCUUUUGGUGCCGACAGAGAACAUCUAGCAGAAUCUGCCCUUCCAGGAAGACAUACUGUUGAAAUGAUGAUCAUUUCUUUGGCAAAGAAUGUCCUCUGAAGUGUUCCUAUAUCUCCAGCAAUUAAGUCCUACAUGCUUCUUUUCAACAUCACAAUUCUGUUUAGUGUGCUUGCUGCUGCAUAGUAAAGCCACUAACAAGCCCACCCUUCUCAGUAGGAACCAGGAAUAACUUGCAGAGUAUUGUUUAAAAAAAAAAAAAAAAGGAAAAAAAGAAAAAACCCUAAUCAUUUUUUUGUUUAUUCACUUGGCUCAGUAAAAUAAAGCUUUAGUAUAAACCAAAGCAUGCAACCACCAUAAAAUUUUACUUAAGAAUUAGAUCUUUAGACCCAAGAAUUAUU